AUGGCAAAGUUCAACAUCUUCAUCAUGGUGGCUUUGAUCUUAGCAAGUGGAGUCAUGGCCUCACUUGCACAAAAAAAGAUAAGCCCACCAAAGCAUGUACCAGGAUACCCCUUGCACUUGUUGCAUUGUGCUAGGAGAGUAGAAGAUGAGUGUGGGAAAGAAAUAUUCCUUGGAAUGUUUGAGAAAUUACCUGUGUCUAAGAAAUGCUGUCUGCAGCUUAUUAAGAAAAUGGGAAAAACUUGUCACGAUGAUUUGGAUAAGGCAAUUGUUCACUUACCAGAUUACUCAUCAAGGGCUUCCAAGGCGAUUCCCAAGGGUAAUCGGAUAUGGCAUAAGUGUGCUUUGGUUGCCCGGCAUAUUUGA
Messenger RNA from Quercus lobata, 363 nucleotides. Its product is annotated as protein DOWN-REGULATED IN DIF1 11-like. Lineage: Eukaryota; Viridiplantae; Streptophyta; Magnoliopsida; Fagales; Fagaceae. The transcript has a single exon. Bases 1 to 363 code for a protein of 120 amino acids. The record is from RefSeq and is a predicted model, not a curated record.